CGAAUAGAAGUUUACAAGAAUUGGUUAGGUUAUAAUACUGACCUACUUAAACAGAUAUUAGAGUCUCGAGCAUCACCUUGCCAUAUUUCACUUUGGUUUUUGUCACCUGAUUGUGCUCAAUUAGCUGCCAACACUUUCUCAGUUCCCAUUGCUAUUUUUGAUGAGAUAAAUGAACAAAGUAUGUUGUUCUUUCCAUUGGAAAUGCCACCAGUACAUAGAAGAAAUCCUAUUAUCUUACACUUUAUAAAUGAAAACCAUAUUAUAUAUAUAAGUAUGAAAAGUUAUGCGAAAGUUAAUUGGCCAGUAGUUAAUGUUCAACAUAUACCAAUUUGUCGCAAAUAUGGUCUUGAAGACUACUGGUCAAAAUUGUUUGCAUAA
This is a messenger RNA of Scutellospora calospora, 378 nucleotides long. The record is from the annotation of a GenBank genome assembly. NCBI's taxonomy places the organism in Eukaryota, Fungi, Glomeromycota, Glomeromycetes, Diversisporales, Gigasporaceae.